AAGCUACACCUGACCCGGAAGUGUUUGUCCCAUUGUAGGAAGUUUUCCGUUAGAACCGACACUGAUUGAACGUAAGGGACCAGAAGAGUGGGAAACCAGAACGGUAUGGACUCUCCAGGCAGAAGUCGAAGUCCUAGUCCUGUGCAGAAAAACCAAAGUGGACCUUCAGAGGACGAGUCUAGUCCGGCAGCACAGGGGCCGCAACAAGCUGCCUCGGUUGAGAGAAGCCCCAGAGAGAGGCCAUCGCCUCAGGCGAGUCCUGCAGCCAGGCCCCAUUCCACAAGCCCUGCCUCCAGCAGCUCAGAUGACAGCAGCAGCAGCAGUGAAGAUGAGGAUGAACAUCAAGGGACACUGAGGAAGAUUAGGAGCAGUGUGGCUCAGAUCAAAAGAUCAAGAUCCAAGUCUAGGUCCAGGGAGCAAGACAGAUCAGUAUCCAGAGAGCGAGACCGGUCUGGAUCCAGGGAGAGAGACAGGUCUGGGUCCAGAGGACGAGACAGGUCCGGGUCCAGAGGACGAGACAGGUCCGGGUCCAGAGGACGAGACAGGUCAAGAUCCAGAGGACGAGACAGGUCCGGGUCCAGAGGACGAGACAGGUCAAGAUCCAGAGGACGGGACAGGUCUGGGUCCAGAGGGUGGGACCGAUCCAGGUCCAGAGACAGAGACCGGGGGCGCUACAACAGAGGACACUAUACUCGGGAUCGCUAUGAUGAUCGGCGUGACAGUAGGGGUGGACGUUUCGACCGGCGGAUCGAUCGAGAUGCAGAGUCAGAUUACAGGAGACGAGGCCGCUCAGCCUCCCCUACAGACAAGGAGACCCCUGCAACUGAAGAGCCACCGGUCAAGAAGAAGAAGGAGGAGAUCGAUCCGAUUCUGACGAGGACGGGUGGAGCUUACAUCCCCCCUGCCAAGCUCCGCAUGAUGCAGCAACAAAUCACUGACAAGAGCAGCCUGGCCUAUCAGAGGAUGAGCUGGGAGGCUCUGAAGAAGUCCAUCAACGGUCUGAUCAACAAAGUCAACGUGUCGAACAUCGUCAUGAUCAUCCAGGAGCUACUGCAGGAGAACAUCGUCAGGGGGAGGGGUCUGCUGGCUCGCUCAGUGCUUCAGGCUCAGGGAGCAUCUCCGAUCUUCACUCAUGUUUAUGCCGCUGUCGUUGCCAUCAUCAACUCCAAGUUCCCUCAGAUUGGAGAGCUGAUCCUCAAACGCCUCAUCCUGACCUUCAGGAAGAGCUACCGCCGUAACCUCAAGCAACAGUGCCUGACAGCCUCAAAGUUUGUGGCUCAUCUCAUCAACCAGAAUGUGGCCCACGAGGUUCUGUGUCUGGAGAUGCUGACUCUCCUGCUGGAGCGCCCGACUGAUGACAGCGUGGAGGUCGCCAUCGCCUUCCUGAAGGAGUGUGGACUCAAACUGACUGAGGUGUCCCCACGAGGAAUCAACGCCAUAUUUGAGCGUCUGAGGAAUGUCCUCCAUGAGUCGGCUAUUGAUAAGAGGGUCCAGUACAUGAUCGAGGUGAUGUUUGCCAUCAGGAAGGACGGUUUUAAAGAUCAUCCAGUUAUCCCAGAGGGUCUGGACCUGGUGGAUGACGAAGACCAGUUCACCCACAUGCUCCCGCUGGACGAUGAGUACAACACCGAGGACAUCCUCAAUGUGUUUAAGAUGGACCCAGACUUCCUGGAGAAUGAAGAGAAAUACAAAACGCUUAAAAGAGAUAUCCUGGAUGAGGGCAGCAGUGAUUCAGGGGAGGAGGGAGACGGCAGCGACGAAGAUGAAGACGAUGAAGAGGAAAAUGAGGAGGAGGGAGAAGGUGAGAAGGUGACCAUCUUUGAUCAGACAGAGGUCAACCUGGUUGCUUUCAGAAGAACCAUCUACCUCGCUAUACAAUCCAGUUUGGACUUCGAGGAGUGUGCUCACAAACUGAUCAAGAUGGAUUUCCCUGACAGCCAGACGAAAGAGCUGUGUAACAUGAUCCUGGACUGCUGCGCUCAACAGAGAACCUACGAGAAGUUCUUUGGUCUGCUAGCCGGGAGGUUCUGUCUGCUGAAGAAGGAGUACAUGGAGAGUUUCGAGGGGAUUUUUUCAGAGCAGUACGAAACAAUUCACCGACUGGAGACCAACAAACUGAGGAACGUGGCUCGACUGUUCGCUCACUUGCUCUACACGGACUCUGUGCCCUGGAGUGUGUUGGAGUGCAUCAGGAUGAGUGAGGAGACCACAACGUCAUCCAGCAGAAUCUUUGUGAAGAUCCUUUUCCAGGAGCUCUGUGCCUACAUGGGCCUCCCCAGACUCAACCAGAGACUCAAAGACCAGACUCUGCAGCCAUUCUUUGAAGGUCUUUUUCCUCGUGAUAAUCCAAGAAACACUCGCUUCGCCAUCAACUUCUUCACCUCUAUUGGACUGGGAGGACUGACGGACGAGUUGAGGGAACAUUUGAAGAACGCCCCCAAGAUGAUCAUGACUCAGAACCAGGACGUUGAAUCAUCUGACUCUUCCUCAUCCUCUUCAUCCUCCUCUUCCUCAUCUGACUCCUCCUCCUCCGACUCCUCCAGCGAAUCUGAUUCAGACUCAUCAGACUCAGACUCCUCCUCCUCCAGCAGCAGCUCAGACUCUGACAGCAAACACAGAAAGAAGAAGAAGAGAAAAGAACAAAGUGAGGAGAAGAAAAACAAGAAGAAGACAGAGAAGGUCAAGAAGAAGAAAGACAAACCCUCUGACAAGAAGCGAGCCAGACGCAAGCACGAUGAUGAGGGCGAUAGUGAUGAUGAGAAGCAGGCAAGGAAGGACAGGAAGGGCCAUGCUCGCGAGGAGGAGCGUGAACGUGCACGUGUGACGGAGGAGCGUGAUCGUGCACGUGGGUCGGAGGAGCGUGAUCGUGCACGUGGGGCGGAGGAGCGUGAUCGUGCACGCGGGGCGGAGGAGCGUGAUCGUGCACGCGGGGCGGAGGAGCGAGAUCGUGCACGCGGGGCGGAGGAGCGAGAUCGUGCACGUGAGGGCACCCGCCGGAGCAGGCGAGAGGAAAGAUCAGAGGAGAAGGAGCCACAGGAGGAGAGGAGACGAAAAACGGACGUUCAAAGCAGACAAAGAGAUGGGGAGAGGGAGGGAGACAGAGGGAGGGAAAGGGACAGAGCGAGAGAGAAUGAGAAGAGGGAGAGAGAGGGAGAGAAGCAGAAGGAUAGAGAGAGGAAUAAAGAGAACAGAGACAGGAACAGAGAGGAGAGGAGGAGGAGAUAAAACUCUUGGUCUCCGUCCUGAAGCAGCAGUGAUGGACUGAUGACUGACGGACAUCUUUUCCUUCCGUCAUUCCUCUUUUUUACCUUAUCCUGUCACUCUCUGGUGUUUUGGAUGUGGGACCUGUGUCUCUCUCUCUCUCUUUCUCCGUCUGUAUUUUCUAUUAUUAAUUUUUGUUGAUGAUGAAAUGUGAGGAAAAAAAUAAUUAAAGUUGUUUCAGAUGUUUUUUGAAAUGAUUGUCUCAACUCUUUCAAGCUCCCAACUAAUUUCACACUAUUUUAUUUUACCUUGCAGUCAUAGCAAGCAGCGUUCAGUCAGCAACUGUCCUUCCUAGAAAAACAACCACAUCUGUCAUUGUAUUUUUUUAAACUGUUGAAGGUGUAGUUUGUCCUUUUGCAAAUAUUCUUAUUCACUGUAUUAUCAAGAAUUAAAGAAGAUUGAAACACUGUCA
This is a messenger RNA of Acanthopagrus latus (yellowfin seabream), 3673 nucleotides long. RefSeq names its product CWC22 spliceosome associated protein homolog (gene cwc22). Gene Ontology annotation, biological process: mRNA splicing, via spliceosome. Lineage: Eukaryota; Metazoa; Chordata; Actinopteri; Spariformes; Sparidae. The transcript is spliced from 20 exons. Bases 106 to 3225 code for a protein of 1039 amino acids. The record is from RefSeq and is a predicted model, not a curated record. Gene Ontology annotation, cellular component: catalytic step 2 spliceosome. Gene Ontology annotation, molecular function: RNA binding; protein binding.